Globicephala melas (long-finned pilot whale) is the source of this 1261-nucleotide messenger RNA. RefSeq names its product Wnt family member 2B (gene WNT2B). Gene Ontology annotation, molecular function: frizzled binding; cytokine activity. Gene Ontology annotation, biological process: cell fate commitment; neuron differentiation; canonical Wnt signaling pathway. Lineage: Eukaryota; Metazoa; Chordata; Mammalia; Artiodactyla; Delphinidae. The record is from RefSeq and is a predicted model, not a curated record. Gene Ontology annotation, cellular component: extracellular region.
AUGCUGAGGCCGGGUGGUGCGGAGGAAGCCGCGCAGCUCCCCUUUCGGCGCGUCCGCGCCCCUGUCUCCGAGCCCGCGCCUAGACCCACGAGCCCCGACGGCUCUGGGGCUUCGGCCCGCCUAAGUCUUGCUUGCCUUCUGCUGCUGCUGCUGCUACUGCUGCCGGCCCGCGUAGACACGUCCUGGUGGUACAUCGGGGCGCUGGGGGCCCGAGUGAUCUGUGACAAUAUCCCUGGUCUGGUGAGCCGGCAGCGGCAGCUGUGCCAGCGUUACCCAGACAUCAUGCGCUCGGUGGGCGAGGGUGCCCGAGAAUGGAUCCGAGAGUGUCAGCACCAGUUCCGCCACCAUCGCUGGAACUGCACCACCCUGGACCGGGACCACACUGUCUUUGGCCGUGUCAUGCUCAGAAGUAGCCGGGAGGCAGCAUUUGUAUAUGCCAUCUCAUCAGCAGGGGUGGUCCAUGCUAUCACUCGUGCCUGUAGCCAGGGUGAACUGAGUGUGUGCAGCUGUGACCCCUACACCCGUGGCCGACAUCAUGACCAACGUGGGGACUUUGACUGGGGUGGCUGCAGUGACAACAUCCACUAUGGUGUUCGUUUUGCCAAAGCCUUCGUGGAUGCCAAGGAGAAGAGGCUUAAGGAUGCACGGGCUCUCAUGAACUUACAUAACAAUCGCUGUGGUCGCACGGCUGUGCGGCGGUUUCUGAAGCUGGAGUGUAAGUGCCAUGGCGUGAGUGGCUCCUGUACCCUGCGCACCUGCUGGCGUGCACUCUCAGACUUCCGCCGCACAGGUGAUUACCUGCGGCGGCGCUAUGAUGGGGCUGUGCAGGUAACGGCCACCCAGGAUGGCGCAAACUUCACAGCAGCCCGCCAAGGCUAUCGCCGUGCUACCCGGACUGACCUUGUCUACUUUGACAACUCUCCAGACUACUGCGUCUUGGACAAGGCUGCAGGUUCCCUAGGCACCGCAGGCCGAGUCUGUAGCAAGACAUCUAAAGGGACAGACGGUUGUGAAAUCAUGUGCUGCGGUCGAGGGUAUGACACAACUCGAGUUACCCGUGUCACCCAGUGUGAGUGCAAAUUCCACUGGUGCUGUGCUGUGCGGUGCAAGGAGUGCAGAAACACUGUGGAUGUCCAUACUUGCAAGGCCCCCAAGAAGGCAGAGUGGCUGGAUCAGACCUGAACAUAUAAAUACCUCACUCAUCCCUCCACUUCAAACCUCCUGACUCAAAAGCACAAGACCUUUGCAUGCACACCUUCCU